Bombina bombina (fire-bellied toad) is the source of this 2515-nucleotide messenger RNA. RefSeq names its product solute carrier family 52 member 3 (gene SLC52A3). Lineage: Eukaryota; Metazoa; Chordata; Amphibia; Anura; Bombinatoridae. Gene Ontology annotation, cellular component: plasma membrane. Gene Ontology annotation, biological process: riboflavin transport. Gene Ontology annotation, molecular function: riboflavin transmembrane transporter activity. The transcript is spliced from 3 exons. The record is from RefSeq and is a predicted model, not a curated record. Bases 1 to 1362 code for a protein of 453 amino acids.
AUGUCUUUUGUCCGUCACUUUUUGGCCUGCGUUUUUGGAAGUGGUGCUUGGGUUGCCAUUAAUGGCCUAUGGGUGGAACUUCCACUCAUUGUGAAUGAUCUGCCAGAAGGAUGGUACCUGCCAUCGUACCUUACAAUCAUCAUCCAGUUGGCUAACAUUGGACCCCUCUUUGUCACUCUCAUGCAUAAACUAAGGCCUAAAAAGUUGAAUGAAGUUGCUGUCAUUUAUGCAAUAAUUGUUUUGGGAAUAGUAGCUUCUUUUCUUUUGGCAUUUUUUUGGAAAAAUACAACAUGGAUAGGAGGACAACUUCAUAGUACAGCUUUUCUUGUUUUAACUUUUUUCUUAUCACUUGUGGAUUGUACUUCAUCCGUAACAUUUUUACCUUUCAUGAUGCAAUUGGAUGCCAAAUACAUAACAACAUAUUUCAUUGGUGAAGGACUUAGCGGAUUUAUUCCAGGUGUGUUAUCGUUGAUUCAAGGAGUUGGAAUGGUCAGAUGUGUUAACACUUCUCAACAUGAGAACUUAACAAACUUGUACAACAGCACAGAGCAGCCGUACAUCAUAGAAACCCAAUAUCUCCCUGCUAAUUUUUCAGUUCAAGUGUUCCUAUUUCUCUUAUUUGUACUGAUGGUUUUCUGUCUAGUGGCAUUCGUGUUCCUAACAAGACUGUCUAAGAAAGACAAUUCCAAUGAAGUUUUGCUUAAAAGUACAAUCAAUCUCAAUUCAUGUGCCACUGUGGACAACUUAGAUCAUUCAUGUGACCUGCAACCACAUGAAAGUGUCACAGCUCAGCACAGUUACCCGCAACCUGACUUUGAAGAAAAUAAUAUAAAGUAUUCCUGUGGCCAAUAUGCUCUGAUCUACACCCUGACUGCCUGGGUGAAUGCUCUUACUAAUGGUAUCCUUCCAUCAGUACAGACAUACUCGUGCAUGCCAUAUGGUACCUUGGCAUAUCAUCUUACAGCCGCGCUUGGUUCAAUGGCAAAUCCCCUGGCAUGUCUUAUUGCAAUGUUCAUACCUUGCAGAUCCCUUCUUACCCUUGUACUGGUGUCACUGGUUGGGACAGGAUUUGGCGCGUACAACAUGACCACAGCGGUAAUGAGCCCUUGUCCCAUUCUGCAUGGUACCAACUGGGGUGUCGCUCUAAUUGUGAUCUCGUGGGUUCUCUUCAUCGGCCUGCUAAGUUAUGUUAAAGUAAUGAUCGGGGUGAUCCUGCGCAGUCAGAGUCACAGUGCCCUUGUGUAUUGUGGAGCUGUGGUGCAGCUGGGAUCCAUGAUUGGCGCUUUGGUCAUGUUCCCACUGGUCAGUGUAUAUGGCUUCUUCAAGUCUUCAGAUUUUUGUACUACAAAGUGCCCUCAAUAGAUCUCUAACAUUACCAGUAGUAAGUAGAAGAGAAUACACCCUGUUAUCUCUUUAACCUUCAUCAUACCAGGAUUAAAUGCUCACAUAAAAAAAAAAAUCCUUCUUCUUGUAUAGAACAUGUAUGCUGUAUGGACAGCCUGUAUUUAUUGUAAUUCCUUUUUUUGUACUUUAAAUUGACUUUCACUUCACUAAUGGGCACAUCAUCCGACUGAUUUUACUGCCCACCUGGCACAAAUGUAAGCCAAUAUUAAGCUAAAAUGAGCUAUUUUGUUUUUAAUGUUUGUUGCACAAAUUAUCAUUAAAUCAAAAAUAAUCUGUGCUUUGGAUAGCUUAUGAAACAUUAAUAAAUAACAGAAAGGGCAAGAUUUAUGACAGGGUGAAUGCCCCGAUUGGUCGCUGUCUCGCUCAUUUGAGGCUGCAGCUGAUAUUUAUAAAGCAGCGGUUUAAAACGCUGCUUCAUAAACCCUCUCUGCCAAACCCUACUCCCACGCAAUUUUUUUGCGUGAGGGUAGGGGUACGGUAUUGCACUAGGGUCCCCUCGUGCAAUGAUAAAUAUGGGGAACACAUUCACCUUUAAAAUUUGCGAUAAGAUGCGGACAGGUUCACUACAUGUGAAUCCUGUCAGCUCGCAAAUUGAUAAAUCUUGCCUAAAAUGUUACAAAAUUGAAAAAUAUUACACUGCCCCCACAGUUACUUAAUAAGGCCACCAGUGUCAACAUUGGUCUAGUUUCCAUUGAGGUGGUAAAGUUUGGAAACGGGUGAUAACUUAAAAAAAUCUCCUUAGACUUUAAUGAAGAUAAAUGCUUAUAUUACCAGCUUCCACAAUCUACCACCUCAAUGGGAAUUAGGCCAUUAUCUGCUACUCAUAUAUUCUGCUUCAAAUCUUUAAGAGACAUUUGUAUAUCACAUGUUGAAAUCUCUAAAAAGAUAAAUCUCACUUUGCACUUUCUCAUCUUAGAGAGAUGGUUCUACACUAACCUACUGUCCUAUCAAACUGAAUCCUUAGAAUACGGUAAUUUAGAAUACUGCUUGUUAUUGUGAAUACCCUUGUGUGGUAAAUACCACUACCACUGGCAUGUAUGCACCCACAACCCAUUCUGCAGAUUCUUAUAAACCUCUGUCAGGUAGCGAUAAAUAAACGCCUUUGUUCUCA